AUGGACAACGGUGGUAUCAAUCUUGAAGAAGGGGAGCUUGAUGUAGAUCUCAGCGAUGAGGAAGGAUGCAAGUUCAAACAUGAAAGUCAUAUAAAGAAGGAAGAAAAGCUAGAUAAAGAAGCUGAAGUAAAAAAGCAUAAGAAAAAAGAAAAAAAGGCAAAAAAAGAAAAGAAGCACAAGAAAAAAAAGAAGAAGCACAGGCACGAGAACAAAGAAAAAAGUUCUCCUAAUAAUGAUGAUGUUCUUCAACCAACUGUAAACGAAACGAAGUUAGAAGAUCCUGGAAGUCCAAAAAAAGAAAUAGGCGAUACCCCAUGUGUUCCAAAACGCGUUCCUAUUUCUCUGGAGGAGCUGAUUUUAAAAAAGAAGGCUCAGGAGGCAGAAUUAAUCAAACCGAAGUUUAUAUCUAAGGAGGAGCGCAUUCAGCAGGCUAUCCAAAGAAGACAAGCUGAAGUUCAAGCUCAACGUGAAAAGCAGAUGGAUGCUUUCAAAAAGCAAACAGAAUAUCUCGAAGGGGCUAAAGAUCUGGAACGGAAGAGACGCGCCGAAGAUUUUCAAGAGAGAAUGAGGCAGAACCGAAACUUUAGAAAUACUUCCAAACGAGCAGCUCAGGGAGAAGUUCCAAGUGAUAAGAUAAACAAUUCACAAGAAGAACAAGCUAUCAAAGAGCGCUACUUGGGUCAAAAGCGUCUGACUAAGCGUCGACCUAGACGACUUAAUGAGAGGAAGUUUGUAUUUGACUGGGAUGUCGCGGAUGAUACUAGCCAAGAUUACAACCCGCUUUACAAAGAAAAGCAUCAGAUCCAGUUUUUUGGCCGUGGACACAUUGGUGGUAUUGAUAUUAAGCAACAAAAAAAGGAAAUUGGACGAUUUUAUUCAAAGCUAUUAGAAAGCCGCCGUUCCGACACCCAGAAAGUUCAAGAAAAGAAACGUUUAAGUGGUGUGGCAAAGCGUGAAGCUAAGCAGAAAUGGGAUGACAGGCACUGGACAGAAAAGGCCCUUGAUCAGAUGACUGAACGCGACUGGCGAAUCUUUCGCGAAGAUUUUAAUAUAUCUACCAAGGGAGGUAACAUUCCGAAUCCCCUUAGGUCUUGGGCGGAAAUGAAUGUUGCUGAUGAACUUAAGGAUGUAAUUAAAAAGGUUGGUUAUCCUGAACCAACACCAAUUCAACGCCAAGCAAUACCAAUAGGUCUGCAAAAUCGUGAUAUUAUUGGCGUUGCAGAAACAGGCUCAGGAAAAACAGCAGCUUUCCUUAUACCCCUGUUGAAUUGGAUUCAGCGACUUCCAAAACUGGAGAGGUUGGAGGACACAGAGCAAGGACCAUAUGCUAUUAUCAUGGCCCCUACUAGAGAGUUGGCACAGCAAAUUGAGGAAGAAACAGUGAAAUUCGGUCGACCACUGGGAAUCAAAACUGUUUCGUUAAUUGGUGGUCUCUCGCGUGAAGAUCAGGCUUUAAAGCUUCGAAUGGGCGCCGAAAUAGUUAUUGGUACCCCUGGUCGUUUAAAUGAUGUACUAGAAAACCGGUAUAUGGUACUUAACCAAUGUACUUACAUUGUUUUAGAUGAAGCUGAUAAAAUGAUUGAUAUGGGUUUCGAACCUGAGGUCAACAAUAUUCUCACGUAUUUACCAGUUACAAAUGAAAAGCCUGAUAAUGAGGAUGCUGAAGAUGAUUCGAAGCUAUUGAGCAAUUUCGCAACGAAACAUAAGUAUCGUCAGACUGUCAUGUUCACAGCUACCAUGCCCCCAGCAGUUGAACGUCUUGCUCGUUCCUAUUUAAGGCGACCUGCAAUGGUGUAUAUUGGAAGUGCUGGUAAACCCACAGAACGAGUGGAACAGAUUGUUUAUAUGGUUUCAGAACAAGAAAAGAGGAGAAAACUGUUAGAAAUACUUGCUGCAGGACUUGACCCACCUGUAAUCAUUUUUGUCAAUCAGAAAAAAGGUGCUGAUGUACUUGCUAAAGGACUAGAAAAACUCGGAUACAGUGCUGUUGUUUUACAUGGUGGCAAAGGACAGGAACAAAGAGAAUAUGCCUUGGCAAGUUUAAAGUCUGGUCAAAAGGAAAUCUUGGUUGCAACUGAUGUUGCCGGUCGUGGUAUUGAUAUCAAGGAUGUGUCAAUGGUUAUCAACUAUGACAUGUCUAAAACUAUUGAUGAAUAUGUACAUCGUAUUGGGCGUACUGGACGUGCUGGUAAAUCUGGUAUUGCAAUCUCACUACUUACGAAAGAAGAUGCCCCUGUAUUUUAUGAUUUAAAACAGUUAUUAAUUCAAUCUCCUGUAUCAACGUGUCCUCACGAACUUGCCAAUCACCCGGAUGCUCAAACAAAGCCGGGUAUACUAGCUGCGAAAAAACGGCGUGCAGAAGAGACAGUUUACAUUACAUAA
Messenger RNA from Schistosoma rodhaini, 2382 nucleotides. NCBI's taxonomy places the organism in Eukaryota, Metazoa, Platyhelminthes, Trematoda, Strigeidida, Schistosomatidae. The record is from the annotation of a GenBank genome assembly.